UGGCUCUUACUUUUGUUAUUCAGAGAGUCAUAAAUUUAAGUUUCAAAGAUCAAAAGCUUGGGUUAUAGCAAUGGAAUUCAAUGGAUCAAUUGUUCAGUCUCUUGAGAACAAGAUCAUCCUUGUCACUGGUGCUACUGGGUAUCUAGCAAAAUUGUUUGUGGAGAAAUUACUUAGGGUUCAGCCCAAUGUGAAGCAUCUUUUUCUUCUUUUAAGAGCUGCUGAUGCAUCGUCCCCUACUCAGCGUCUCAAUAACGAUGUGACAGGGAAGGAAUUAUUUAGAGUGUUAAGAGAAAAGCGUGGUCUUGGGUUCGAUUAUUUUAUAUCCGAAAAGGUGACACCUAUUUUUGGAGAUGUCAGCUUAGAAAACUUGGGAAUAGAAGACUCUGAUUUGGAAAAGAAGAUGCAUAAAGAAAUCCACCUUGUUGCCAAUUUUGCUGCAACUACAAAUUUCCAUGAAAGAUACGAUGUGGCGCUGGCUGUGAACACAAUGGGAGCUAAGCAUGUCUUAGAUUUCGCAGAAAAGUGUGAGAACCUGGAGAUGAUUCUCCAUGUAUCGACGGCUUUUGUUUGUAACGCUGAGAUGCCUGAGGUUAUAUUAGAGAAACCUCUGAGUCAAAUAUUGAAAGAAUCCUCAAAAUUCCUAUACGUAAUUGAGGAAGAGAAAAAAUUGAUGCAACACAGAUUGGAUGGACUUAAAGCUGAACAAGUCUCAAAGAAACAAGAAACUGCUGCAAUGAAAGAGCUUGGACUUGAAAGAGCUAAAUUCUAUGGAUGGCCAAACACAUAUGCGUUUACAAAGGCAUUGGGAGAAAUGAUAAUUGGUCCACACUUGAAAACAAAUUUUCCGGUUGUUAUCGUAAGGCCUACAGGUGUAACUGGUACUUACAGAGAGCCAUUUCCUGGAUGGAUAGAAGGCUUCAAGGCACUUGACCCCAUGGUGGUUGGUGUUGGAAGAGGAAAGUUACCUUGUUUUCUUGGGGACUAUGAGUCACUCUUUGACAUCAUCCCAGGAGAUAUGGUGGUGAAUGCUAUAAUAGUGGCAAUGGUGAAUGCAAAAGCUAACAGUCAUAUUUACUCUGAUGGUGACGACAAUCUUAUAUACCAUAUAAGUAGUUCCGCACACAGAGAGCCGACGAGGCUCAUUAAGCUGUUAGAAUACGCUUACGAUUAUUUCUGCAAGAAUCCGUUGAUGGGUAGAGAUAUUGGUGAAAUUGUUAAGCCUGUUUUCUUCCCCACCAUGUCUAGCUUCCAAGAGCACGUUCACAACAACUAUGUGGUAACUAUGAAGGAGGACAUACUUCUAUUGGCAAAGCGGUUGGCUGAAAUUUAUGAACCUUAUAUACUUUUUAAAGGAGUGCAAGUAAUUUUCCAAAAUGCAUAAUAUUGCAUAUUAAUUGGUGUGGAAGUGAUCUUUGAAUUUGAAUUUUAUGGCUUACAGUUUUAGUACUUCGGCCACUGAUCAAUUGCGUUUGUGGACAACAUCGUACUACGGACCUGGAGAGGCAGAUAUAUUUGAUUUCGAUACCAAACAAAUUGAUUGGGAAGAUUACAUGAUGAAUAUUCAUAUUCAUGGUCUGGUGAAUUAUGUUGUUCAACCACAUGUAGGAUAUAUUAGCAAAUUAUAAGUUCAUUCAUAUGUCCUUAAGUGUCAAAAUACGGAGAAUUACAAAUUAUUUGAGGGUUUAUUUUAGGGAAUUUUAAGAAAAUGUCACACUUCCAUUAUCCGAUUUAAUAAAAUGUCCCCGUUUAUUUCAAAA
Molecule: messenger RNA, 1757 nt
Organism: Papaver somniferum (opium poppy)
Lineage: Eukaryota; Viridiplantae; Streptophyta; Magnoliopsida; Ranunculales; Papaveraceae
Product: probable fatty acyl-CoA reductase 5
Exons: 9
Coding region: 71-1381 (436 amino acids)
Biological process (GO): long-chain fatty-acyl-CoA metabolic process; suberin biosynthetic process
Cellular component (GO): intracellular membrane-bounded organelle
Molecular function (GO): alcohol-forming very long-chain fatty acyl-CoA reductase (NADP+) activity
Source: RefSeq, a predicted model, not a curated record